Messenger RNA from Condylura cristata (star-nosed mole), 2888 nucleotides. RefSeq names its product zinc finger and SCAN domain containing 2 (gene ZSCAN2). The coding region runs from base 46 to 1944 and encodes 632 amino acids. NCBI's taxonomy places the organism in Eukaryota, Metazoa, Chordata, Mammalia, Eulipotyphla, Talpidae. The record is from RefSeq and is a predicted model, not a curated record. Gene Ontology annotation, molecular function: DNA-binding transcription factor activity; RNA polymerase II cis-regulatory region sequence-specific DNA binding. Gene Ontology annotation, biological process: regulation of transcription by RNA polymerase II. The transcript is spliced from 4 exons.
AAGUUCCAGUCCGUGGAGGCGCAGUGCGGUCGCCCCAGGACGCAGAUGAUGGCGGCAGAAGUGCCCAGAGCGGCCGCCCCACUGGGCCCUGUGGUCCUGCGGCCUCGGGAGGGCGAAGGCCAGGACGAGGCCACCGCCACGGUCCUGGAGGACGACUGUUGGGUGCAGGAGGCUGUGCUGCAGGAGGACGGGCCCGAGCCCGGCACUUGCCGCACGGAGGGCGCUGCCAGGCUGGGGCAGGUGGGGCUCGGUGUCACAGCCACGCUGUCGCCCGCCAGCCCUGGCCACGCUGCCUGCUUGGAUUGGGGCUUCCUUCCCCAGGAAGCGCCCCGUGCCUUGCGCAGCCCCCAGACGGCGCUAAACGUCACUGUACCACGACUGGCUGUCACGUGUCCAGGCUGGCCUUGGCGCAGCAGUCAGUCUUCCGAGGACAGGUGGAACAAGGGCCAUCAUCUCCCCUCUGCCGGGGGCUCCUGGUGCACUCCUGACUGUCAGGCCAGAGAUUUUGAAAUCCAGAGUGAAAAUGGGGAGAGCUGUAAUCAAGAUCCAUUUGAGGACACUGAGCCCCAUGAGAUGUUCUUGGACGUGCCUGAAGGGGAAGGCGCCCAGCGGUCUGACUGGGAUGCUGACCUGGAGAGAGACUGCAGUGCGAGAGGCCGCCAGGGAAACAGCCCUGGGGGGGGCCGCAGGGAGAUACGCUCCCAGGGCAGGGAAGUCGGGCAGCUCAUUGGCAUCCAGGGCACCUAUCUGGGUGAGAAGCCCUAUGAAUGCCCCCAGUGUGGGAAAACCUUCAGCCGCAAGUCCCACCUCAUCACUCACGAGCGGACCCACACGGGAGAGAAGUAUUACAAGUGUGAUGAGUGUGGAAAAAGCUUUAGUGAUGGCUCCAACUUCAGUAGACACCAGACUACUCACACUGGGGAGAAACCGUAUAAAUGCAGGGAUUGUGGGAAAAGCUUUAGUAGGAGUGCAAACCUCAUAACCCACCAGAGGAUCCACACUGGGGAGAAACCUUUCCAGUGUGCAGAGUGCGGCAAGAGUUUCAGCAGGAGCCCUAACCUGAUUGCUCACCAGCGCACCCACACGGGAGAGAAGCCCUACUCGUGCCCCGAGUGUGGAAAGAGCUUUGGUAACCGGUCCAGCCUCAAUACACACCAGGGGAUCCACACGGGGGAAAAGCCCUACGAGUGUAAAGAGUGUGGGGAAAGCUUCAGCUACAACUCCAACCUGAUCCGACACCAGCGGGUCCACACCGGAGAGAAGCCGUACAAGUGCCCUGACUGUGGGCAGAGGUUCAGCCAGAGCUCGGCCCUCAUCACCCACCGGAGAACCCACACGGGAGAGAAGCCCUACCAGUGCGGUGAGUGUGGGAAAAGCUUUAGUCGCAGCUCCAAUCUGGCCACACACCGGCGAACCCACAUGGUGGAAAAGCCCUAUAAGUGUGGGGAAUGUGGGAAGAGCUUCAGCCAGAGCUCCAGCCUGAUUGCUCACCAGGGCAUGCACACGGGAGAGAAGCCCUACGAGUGCCUGACAUGCGGAGAGAGCUUCAGCUGGAGCUCCAACCUCAUCAAGCACCAGAGGAUCCACACGGGAGAGAAGCCCUACAAAUGUGGCGAAUGUGGGAAAUGCUUCAGCCAGCGCUCGCAGCUGGUGGUGCACCAGCGGACUCACACGGGUGAGAAGCCCUACAAAUGCCUCAUGUGUGGUAAAAGUUUCAGCCGGGGCUCCAUUUUAGUCAUGCACCAGCGGGCCCACCUGGGAGAUAAGCCCUACAGGUGUCCCGAGUGUGGGAAGGGCUUCAGCUGGAAUUCAGUUCUGAUUAUCCACCAGCGCAUCCACACGGGAGAGAAGCCCUACAAAUGCCCUGAGUGUGGCAAAGGCUUUAGCAAUAGCUCCAAUUUUAUUACACAUCAGAGAACUCACAUGAAGGAGAAAGUUUACUGACGCAGCAAGAGAACACGAGGGUCUGGCCCCAGGGAGGGAAUCACCAGGCUGCCCCCAAACGGGGAUGUCCCUUUAAAAGCUCCUGUUAGAAGAUGCCCUUUGGGGUUUCUGUCUGGUGGCCAGGGUAGCUUCCUUAGUGUCAGCUCUACCCUGAGAACUGCACAGGUGUAGGGAGUCGGACGCUUGGGUCUUUGGUAGGACAGGGACGUGACGUUCGUGUCAACUAGAAGACUGUCUGGCUCGUGGCUCUGGGUGAGCCUCAGAGAAAGCCAAGCCUGUUGGGUGGAAGGUGGUCUUGUGGCCACAUUGUGGGGCUCCAGUGCCUUUACCCCAAGUUGCCAGAGUAACAGGUCCUGGGCUUGGCAGACCUGGCCUCCGCCUUGGCGUUGUGGGCUUUGAUUUCAGGUCAGGGUCAGGGCUUCUCCAGUUCUGAGUGCUCCAGUGAGGGGAAAGUAGUCUGUUUCUACAGAGUGUCAGGGAACAUAGGUUGGGAGUGAAGCCUGGACCCAGCGUUAGGUUUUGCUUCCUGAGCAGUGGUAAUGUAGUUGUCAGGGGAACAACUUGUUUUUGUGGGGUUUUGGUUUUUGAGUGUGAAGUUGAGUCUCUCCCCACAGAUGUAGCCACUUGUCAGUUCCCAGUUCCUGUUUUUUAAAAACUCUGUGCAGAUCUGGGGUUCUAGACAGUAGCUUUUGAAUGCCGAGAAUGUUAUUUUGAAGGAAGUGUUGACUGUGAGGACGGCCUUCCCUUGGAGAGAUUUGCCAGUUAGGAAUUUGUCACUUUUGCUCUUGGGAUGCUGCUGGGACUUUGUUCUUGCGUCCCUGAGCUUUGAAACAGGAAGGACGGGGAUGAUAGCAGAUGAAGGGUAGAUUAGACAGUGUUUCUGGGAAGUGUGAACCCUCCUGGCUUAGAAUGGAUGGAUGUCUACUGUUGCCUAAUAAAGUAAA